This is a messenger RNA of Ananas comosus (pineapple), 1865 nucleotides long. Its product is annotated as selenium-binding protein 1-like. Lineage: Eukaryota; Viridiplantae; Streptophyta; Magnoliopsida; Poales; Bromeliaceae. The transcript has 8 exons. The coding region runs from base 165 to 1661 and encodes 498 amino acids. Gene Ontology annotation, molecular function: selenium binding. The record is from RefSeq and is a predicted model, not a curated record.
CUCCCACCAAUCACAAGGCACCACGUGUAUGGACGGACGCCACGUGUCCAUGUCGAUAUAAAGUUCCCCCUCCCCCUCUCCCAUCGCGACCGGGACCCCUUUAGCCUCGUCCGUUUCCGAACCCGAUUUGGUGUUUUUUGCGGGGCGAUCUGAGGACACCGUUAAUGGCGGGUGGAGGUGGUGCGGUUGUGGUGGAGCACAGUGUAGGGCUUGGUAAUGGGGGAGAGAGCAACAAGGCGUGUUGUGAACAUGGAGCGAAGGGGCCGGGGUAUGCGUCCCCCAUCGAGGCCAUGAAGGGGCCCAGGGAGACCUUGAUCUAUGUCACUUGCGUCUACAAUGGAACUGGAAUAAACAAACCGGAUUACCUGGCGACAGUGGACAUUGAUCCUAACUCUCCAACUUAUUCUAAAGUUAUCCAUAGGCUUCCUGUCACCUAUGUUGGUGAUGAGUUGCAUCAUUCUGGUUGGAACUCUUGCAGCUCUUGCCAUGGUGACCCAUCGGCUGUUCGCCGAUUCUUGAUCUUGCCUUCAUUGCUGUCAGGCCGCAUAUAUGUUGUUGACACCACAAAGGAUCCAAGAGCUCCAUCUUUGCAUAAGGCAGUUGAACCUGAAGAUAUUGCCCAAAAGACUGGGCUAGCAUAUCCUCACACCACCCAUUGUCUUGCAUCUGGUGACAUAAUGAUAUCUUGCCUAGGAGACAAAGAUGGCAAUGCAACCGGAAACGGCUUCCUUCUCCUGGAUUCUGAAUUCAAUGUGAAAGGAAGGUGGGAAAGGCCAGGUCACAGCCCAUUAUUUGGCUAUGAUUUCUGGUACCAACCUCGACACAAGACUAUGAUUAGUUCAUCAUGGGGAGCUCCUUUAGCUUUCUCGAAGGGCUUCAAUCUUCAGCAUGUCGCAGAUGGGCUAUACGGAAGACACUUGUAUGUGUACAGCUGGCCUGAUGGUGAACUUAAGCAGACCUUAGACCUCGGCAAUACAGGGCUCCUCCCCUUGGAAACAAGGUUUCUCCAUGACCCUUCAAAAGACACUGGCUUUGUCGGGUGUGCUUUGACAAGCAAUUUGGUGAGAUUUUUCAAGACUGCAGAUGGAACUUGGAGCCAUGAGGUAGCGAUAUCGGUGAAACCAUUAAAGGUGCGAAACUGGAUACUUCCCGAAAUGCCCGGGCUGAUAACCGAUUUCCUCAUAUCUCUUGAUGACCGCUACCUUUACUUUGUCAAUUGGCUUCAUGGAGACAUCAGGCAAUACAAUAUCGAGGACCCUGCGAAGCCUGUAUUGACUGGGCAAGUAUGGGUGGGUGGACUUAUUCAGAAAGGUAGCGAUGUUGUCUAUGUAACGGAUGAUGAGAAAGAAUCACAAUUUGACGUGCCUGAGAUCAAGGGAAAUCGACUGAGAGGAGGCCCGCAAAUGAUUCAGUUGAGCUUGGACGGCAAGAGGCUUUACGUGACCAACUCCCUCUUUAGUGCAUGGGAUGCGCAAUUCUACGGCACUGAUCUCAUGAAGAAGGGGUCCCACAUGUUACAGAUCGAUGUCAACACAGAGAAAGGUGGGCUAUCGGUGAACCCUAAUUUCUUCGUCGAUUUUGGGUCCGAGCCGGACGGUCCCUCGCUGGCCCACGAGAUGAGGUAUCCUGGUGGGGAUUGCACUUCUGAUAUUUGGAUAUAAGCAGAUUUAGAAUGCAAUGUUUAGAAUCCUUGACCUGUUGUAGCAUUUGCUUGUUAUAAAUAAAUGUGGCCAUUGGAUAAGGAGCAUGAGGAUGUUAAUUGUAAUAUUACCUUAACUGGAGCCUCCUUCAAUUCCGUUUCUACUAAAUGUCAGAAAGUGUCUUAUGUUCAGUGAAAAUGAACUAGUUGGUAUUUUCUACAGAAA